Anopheles stephensi (Asian malaria mosquito) is the source of this 2772-nucleotide messenger RNA. Its product is annotated as proton-coupled folate transporter. Bases 934 to 2505 code for a protein of 523 amino acids. Gene Ontology annotation, molecular function: transmembrane transporter activity. The transcript has 4 exons. Gene Ontology annotation, biological process: transmembrane transport. Gene Ontology annotation, cellular component: membrane. NCBI's taxonomy places the organism in Eukaryota, Metazoa, Arthropoda, Insecta, Diptera, Culicidae. The record is from RefSeq and is a predicted model, not a curated record.
CAAACAACCAAUUAUGAAACCAAGCAGCUUCCGUGUUUCUUUCCCGCGUUGAACCUGAAGUCCAAUUGGUUGCUAUGCAGGUUCUCAUUUAAUUUGGUAAUCUUAUAGCAAGAAAGACGGCUCGCAAGAGCGUCAUUUAGUGUAAAAAGGCUAGUUUAAAGGUGAAAUAUCGUGAAUCGGUGAAUGUCAGUGUUUGACGAGAGGAAAAGGAUUCAGUGAGAUGAAAGGAUAGAGCAAUCUGAGCGUAAUGCAUUUUACGCUGUGCCCGUCGCUUUGCAGAAGGAACGCUAUCGCUGCUAUCACAUAUCAAAAAACAUUGUCACAAUUGUAAACAAACCGUUUGCCGUGCUGCAACAAAGUUCCUUUUUUCUUUUCCUCUCUUCUUAUCUCUUAUCAACGGAUUCAUCUGGCUUGCACACACGACCAGCAGCCGCGAGCUACCGAAGUGGCAAACGAACAAUUUCACCACCGAUAGUCGCUCGUAAACAGUUUGCGAAAUUGAAUGAACGGCAGUACUCGCGAGCUGGGCGGCGCUGUUAACAGCUUCAAUUAGUGAUUGUAGAAUCUUCACCCACCGGCCAGCACUACACACAGCAUCACAUGCGAGAGAUAGUAUUAUCUGGCCGCUGCAGCAACACUCCCCAACACCGACCCAUCCAAGUGUUGUAGGUUCAGAUGACACUGAGAGGAGAGGUUCGUCUGCCCUGAAGCCUGAUAGGACAUUCCCUUUCGAAGCUUGGCUACGAUAAAGAUGACGCUUGUAAUAUAAUCAACUACGGAUGCCACACAGUUGCUUCGCUACCACCGGUACCCUUCGUUAAGGCAUGUCCGUUAGCAGCGUGAACAACAACAGCAGUCGUCAGCGAACCGUCGAUCAGGCUAGGCUACGGGAGAGUUUCGCAUGACGACGACGUUCCAGCGUUCCCUGCGACCAUGUCAGAUGAAACUGCCGAGCCUGGGGACGGUGGACAGUGCCAGCCCAGCGCGCAGCAUGAUCGUCGAAAUAGUAACGAUAACGUAGCGACCCACCAGCCCGUGGAAAAUGGUCGAGUGGAACGAUGGUACGAGAAAAUUUCCGUCGAACCAUCGAUGUUCCUGUACAUGAUGGCGUUCAUGUUGACGUCCGUUGUCGAGCAGGCAUUCUUUCUCUACAAAGCGUGUACGGUCGAUCAUGGAUAUUCGCACGAGAUAUGUCUCAACAUCGAACAGUAUCAGGACAUCAAGAAGCAGGUGCAGGUCACAACGUCCACCUUCCACCAGUGGAACAACAUCGCUAUGUACGUGGUGCCCAUCAUACUGGCACUAUUUCUCGGUGCUUGGUCGGACAGGCGAGGCCGCAAGCUACCACUAAUUCUGGGCCUUAUCGGUAAAUUCAUCUACUCGAUCAUGAUCGUCGUAAACACGCGCAUGCCUUCCUGGCCGGUGGAAUACAUCAUCUACACGGCAACGAUCCCAAGUGUACUGACCGGCGCUGACAUCGCGAUCUUUGCGUCCUGCUUUGCGUACAUUUCGGACAUUACGACGGUGGAAGAACGAACGCUGCGCAUUACGAUACUGGACGCUACUUACCUCAGCACGAUGCCGAUCGGCGUUGCCCUUGGUAAUGUGAUCUUUAACCAUACGGGAAAAUCGUACACGAUCAUGUUCGCGAUCAACGCAUCGCUGUUAGCCUGCUCCAUCGUGUACUCAGUGCUGCGGCUUAAAUCGCGCACCACCGAGCGCCAGUGUUCGAUCCGGGAGUUGCCCUGGUACCGUAUGCCGCUGGACUUUUUCGAUCGGCAGCAUGUGGUACGAUCGGUGAAGACGUUCGUGCGCCACCGUACGAUGCACCGUCGAACGUACAUGUACCUGCUGAUGGUGGCCAUGUCCUUCUACACGUUCCAGCGCGACGAGAAGCCAAAGAUGUAUCUCUACACCCAGCUUCGGUUCAACUGGGACACGGAUCUGUACAGCUACUUCAAAACGUAUCAAUCGGCGGCCUACGUCGUGAUGAUGUUUGUGGGCGUGCCGUUCUUUACGAAGGUGCUCGGACUCAGGGAUACGCUUAUCAUCAUGAUUGGUGCGUUAGCGCAUGCCAGUGCUCGGUUCGUGUACAUCUUUGCCCAGGUCGGCUGGGUACUGUACAUCGGUGCGACAAUCUCGAGUGUUGGACCAGUUGUGGCGCCCGUCCUGCGGUCUAUGAUAUCGAAAAUGGUGCCUACAAACGAGCGAGGCAUUAUAUUCUCCUUUCUGUCCGUGUUCGACAAUGCGGUGCCGUUGUUCAGCGGUGUGCUUUAUACGCAGGUUUACAACGCUUCCAUCAACACCUAUCCGCAGGCCAUUUUUCUGCUCACGAUGGGCACUCAGAUGGUGGUUUUCUUCAUUGCACUUGCAAUACACAUUUCCCUCCGCGGACGUACGAUGGAAGAUGGCAUUCCAAAGGAAAAACCACCUGGAGCUGGGUUGAUCGAUGAAGCGAAAGGGCCAGCGAUCGAUGAUGAAGCACCAGCUGUUUCUCAAUCGUAGCGAUGAUAACGAUUAUCGUUCCCUUCUGCUCAGUGUCAGUGACGAGGACGACUGAUUGCGGCUACAUUGUCGACGAUCGCGUGUGUGAUAAUGCGAAGCAAACGUUGUUAGAAAGUGAAGUGCGUCGGCAAGUAGUGUUUAUCAACCUUCCUUUUUCCUUUACUAAACAUUAUACAUUAGAAGUCCGUUACGGUGUUACGGUGGCUAAAAGAGUCCGUAAAUAGAGUAGUUGUGCCAACACGUGCUGUGGUGUCUUUUUAUAAGAAA